GGGGCGGCGCGGUGUGGUCGAUAUGGCGACCGAGGGGGAUGUGGAGCUGGAGUUGGAGACCGAGACCAGCGGCCCGGACCGGCCUCCCGAGAAGCCACGGAAGCAUGACAGUGGUGUGGCGGACCUGGAGAGAGUGACCGACUAUGCGGAGGAGAAGGAGAUCCAGAGCUCCAACCUGGAGACGGCCAUGUCCGUGAUUGGAGACAGACGUUCCCGGGAGCAGAAAGCCAAACAAGAGCGGGAGAAGGAAUUGGCAAAAGUCACCAUCAAGAAGGAAGAUCUGGAGCUGAUAAUGACAGAGAUGGAGAUCUCAAGAGCAGCCGCAGAGCGGAGCUUGAGGGAGCACAUGGGCAAUGUGGUAGAGGCUCUUAUUGCCCUGACCAAUUGAUUUGUGCUUUCUCAGACCUAUCCACUGGAUUAACUUAUUGCAAUAAAGAUGCCUCCUUUUU
Messenger RNA from Myotis daubentonii (Daubenton's bat), 449 nucleotides. RefSeq names its product huntingtin-interacting protein K. NCBI's taxonomy places the organism in Eukaryota, Metazoa, Chordata, Mammalia, Chiroptera, Vespertilionidae. The record is from RefSeq and is a predicted model, not a curated record. Gene Ontology annotation, biological process: negative regulation of apoptotic process; protein stabilization.